Messenger RNA from Phaethon lepturus (White-tailed tropicbird), 1572 nucleotides. RefSeq names its product cytochrome P450 1A5-like. NCBI's taxonomy places the organism in Eukaryota, Metazoa, Chordata, Aves, Phaethontiformes, Phaethontidae. Gene Ontology annotation, molecular function: iron ion binding; heme binding; oxidoreductase activity, acting on paired donors, with incorporation or reduction of molecular oxygen, reduced flavin or flavoprotein as one donor, and incorporation of one atom of oxygen. The transcript is spliced from 8 exons. The annotation marks the transcript as partial. Gene Ontology annotation, biological process: hormone biosynthetic process; progesterone metabolic process. The record is from RefSeq and is a predicted model, not a curated record.
GAGCGGGCAGCUGCCAGACAUCCUCUGCCUAUCUUUGCUGGGAGCCACGGGCAGGGAAACCGGCCCCCUCGCAAGGACCUGCAGGGUUCCUACAUGUCGGCAGAGAUGAAGGCUGCAACGUCGCUGCGCCCCCCGGGACCCAGAGGCUACCCCGUCCUCGGCAACGUGCUGGAGCUGAGGAAGGACACGCACCUGGCCCUGACCAGGCUGAGCCAGAAGUAUGGGGACGUGAUGGAGGUCAGGAUCGGCACCCGGCCCGUGCUGGUGCUGAGCGGGCUGGAGACCAUCAGGCAAGCACUGGUGAAGCAAGGAGAAGACUUCAUGGGACGUCCUGACCUCUACAGUUUCCGCCAUGUUGCGGAUGGCCAGAGCCUGGCCUUCAGCCCCGACUCAGGGGAGGUGUGGAAAGCCCGCAGAAAGCUGGCCCAGAACGCCCUGAAGACCUUCUCCAUCGCCCCCAGCCCCACCUCCUCUUCCACCUGCCUCCUGGAGGAGCACGUCUCCAAGGAGGCUGACUACCUGGUCGCCAAGUUCCUGCAGCUGAUGGAGGAGGAGAAGAGCUUUGACCCUUACCGCUACCUGGUGGUCUCUGUGGCCAACGUCAUCUGCGCCAUCUGCUUUGGCAAGCGUUACGACCACAACGACCAAGAGCUGCUCAAUAUAGUGAAUGUAAGCGAGCAGUUUGUCGACGUGGCUGCUUCUGGCAACCCCGCUGACUUCAUCCCCGUGCUCCAGUACCUUCCCAGCCGCACCAUGAAUUUAUUUAAAGAUUUCAACAAGCGAUUCCUCCAUUUCCUACAGAAGAUAGUCAAAGAGCACUACAAGACCUACGACAAGAACAACAUCCGAGACAUCACUGACUCCCUCAUUGAGCAGUGCCUGGAGAAAAACAUGGAAGCAAGUACCGCCACGCAGAUCCCUAGGGAGAAGAUCGUCAACCUUGUGAAUGACCUCUUUGGAGCAGGCUUCGACACUGUGACAACCGGCCUGUCCUGGAGCCUCAUGUACCUCGUGACGUACCCCAACAUCCAGAAGAGGAUCCAGGAAGAACUAGACCGGACCAUCGGCCGGGAGAGGCGACCGAGGCUGUCGGACCGGGGCACGCUGCCCUACACAGAAGCCUUUAUCCUGGAGAUGUUCAGGCACUCCUCCUUCCUGCCCUUCACCAUCCCGCACAGCACGACCAGGGACACAGUGCUGAACGGCUACUACAUCCCAAAGGACCGCUGCGUGUUUGUCAAUCAGUGGCAAGUGAAUCAUGACGAGAAACUUUGGAAGGAUCCGCUGACCUUCAACCCAGAGCGUUUCCUCAGUGCUGAAGGGACCGAAGUGAACAAAGCGGAUGGGGAGAAGGUGCUGGUUUUCGGCCUGGGGAAAAGGAAGUGCAUCGGGGAACCCAUUGGCAGGUGGCAGAUCUUCCUUUUCCUCUCCACUUUGCUCCAGCAGCUGGAGUUCAGCGUCUGCGAUGGCAAGAAGGUGGACAUGACGCCUCUGUAUGGACUGACCUUGAAGCACAAAAGAUGUGAGCACUUCCAGGUCAAGCAGCGCUUCCCCAUGAAGAGCAUGGACUAA